This is a messenger RNA of Xylona heveae TC161, 1090 nucleotides long. RefSeq lists its product as hypothetical. NCBI's taxonomy places the organism in Eukaryota, Fungi, Ascomycota, Xylonomycetes, Xylonales, Xylonaceae. The transcript has a single exon. The coding region runs from base 237 to 944 and encodes 235 amino acids. The record is from RefSeq and is a predicted model, not a curated record.
GGAUACAUUCGGCAUUAAAGAAACAAAACUAAACAAGAAAAAAAAAAGAGAGAAAGAGAACCAUUUGUGGCAUCCCAUCCGUGGCAUCGAAAAUAUCGAUACUAUCGAAAAAGCUAUCUUUAUUCCUUUACGGCACGGUCUUCUUUAAAUCAUCAUUCUGCUAUCGCAUACACUCAUGUAACCGUCUGCCUACUUAGCUUUCCUUUUUCAAAUCCCAGUCGACAAUAACCACCGCCAUGGCAUACCCAGGAAAACCAAAAUAUGCUCUACUCAACUCUUCCGAUGCCGAUGCCGACUUGGACAGUAUCCCCGCAACAGCGCCACCAGUCAGACCGAUGAUGCUAUCAUCUUCUCUCGUAUCUCUUUCCAUCCAAGCAGCAACAUUAAUCACGUCACUGGCAGUCUUGAGUCUGGUUCUGAUCUCGCCACGCAAUCCCUUUUCAUCGCCAGCGCCAUCGCCAGCGCCAGCACCAAGUGCUCUGCUCCCCGUGGGUAUGAGCCGCGUGAACCCCAGCACGGCGCACCAGCUUCAGCCAUGCGGGACCGAUGCCACGACGGCCCGCGCCAACGGGUGUAUCUUUGACCUGUUAACACUGGCAUGGCUUGCGCCGGCGUGUUAUGAUGCCGAUCUGAGCGAGGAGUUUCUCGAAGUGGCGUCUGAGCCGUUCUACUACGACAGUGAUGCACAGCAACCCAUUGAAAACUACGAGAUUCUGUCCGAACGGCCAGUAGGAGAGACCAGUUGGACGACGAGAAAGUAUCACAUCUACCAUUGCUCGUAUGGGUGGCGACUGAUGCAUCGAGCUUUGGAGAGAGGCGGGAUAGUCGAGAGUGGCUUGAGCAGUUAUCACCAUACCGAGCAUUGUACGGAUACGUUGAUGAACACGUCGGUUCCGAUGGAGUCGGUCAUCACCAGGGCAGAGAUAUCGUUUCCUGAUUGUUGAAGAUACGAAGUAUAAUCAUAGAUUCAUAACAUUGAGAUAUUACAUGUAAUUUUUUUGGACUUUGCAUUUCAUUUUAUACAAGCCAACACAAGAAAGUGUUACGGAGUAUUUUAUGUUAGAUCAUAUAUACACAGGCGAGCCGCGAU